AUGGUGCAGCGCGAGCUGGACGACGAGACGCAAGAGGAGCUCAACAUGGCCCCCAAGCGAGCGUCCGACGACUACUGGACUGACGUCGAGGACGACGCCGAGAUGUACGAGGAGCUCAACCGUAUGAAGAUUGCGUCGCUCCCGAAGUUCCAGACGUGGGUCGAGGUGGAGAAGGGCAUCUUCUUCCAGCAGUACAUCCAGCAGCCUAACGGGGAAGAUACUGGCCGAGACGCUGUCGUUAAGGACACCAAAGAAGUCACGAUGGUGUACGUCUUCAAGUCCUCGGAGCGUGGCGCGUCCGCGAGAAUCGACAAGUUCAUCAGCGAUGCCUUCGCCAAGUACCAGCUGCUGGAGCUCACGAAGCUGGCGAACGACAGCAAGCGCUACAUGUACGUGCAGACCGUGCAGGAAGCAGCAGCAAAGUCGUCCAAGACAGAAGAGGACGGUGAGAAGUCCACUGCCUCCGCUGCGGUCUACAAGCGAUACGCCCUGAGCGGAGAGAAGUCGUUCAAGAACCUCUUCUUCGACGAGAAGCCGCAGCUGCUCCAGCUGCUCGACAGCUUCAUGACUCGCUCCGGCAAGUUCGCCAUCAAGGGCUUCCCGUACAAACUCGGUUUGUUGCUGCAUGGACCUCCUGGCACCGGCAAGACCAGUCUCAUCAAGGCGGUGGCGCAGUACACUAAGCGCCACAUCGUGACCAUUUCCUUGGGCAAAGUCAAGACGAACCAGGAGCUGAUGGACGCUCUGUUCGACCUCCGCUUCGCCGUGGAAGGCGUGGACCUGCCGGUCAACAUGUCGUUCGAAGACGUCGUGUUCGUCAUGGAGGACAUCGACUGCGCCGCGUCCGUGGUGAUGGCUCGCGAGAACAAGCCCGAGACCUCGCGACGACAACGCAAGCGGCUGUCCUCGUCCUCUUCGGCGUCCGACAAGCUGAACCUGUCGGGACUGCUGAACGUGCUGGACGGAGUGAUCGACUGUCCUGGCCGCAUUGUUAUCAUGACCACCAACCACCCGGAGAAGCUGGACCCCGCGCUCAUCAGACCCGGACGCGUCAACAAGAAGCUCAUGCUCGGGUACAUGAACAGCGACCAAGUCCAGAACAUGAUCGAGUAUUACUUUGCGACGACGUGCUCUCCGGAGCAACGCGAGAAGCUUCAAAGAGUUAUGGACAGCGCUAUGCCUGUCACUCCUGCGGCUAUAGAGGCCUUGUGCUCCGAACACGACGAUGUCGAUGCAGUGCUAGAAGCAUUUCGUCAGGUGCACCAAGUUUUGCCACCCUGUACCAUAGCAGCAUAA
Molecule: messenger RNA, 1296 nt
Organism: Phytophthora sojae
Lineage: Eukaryota; Oomycota; Peronosporomycetes; Peronosporales; Peronosporaceae
Exons: 1
Coding region: 1-1296 (431 amino acids)
Molecular function (GO): ATP binding; ATP hydrolysis activity
Source: RefSeq, a predicted model, not a curated record